AUGACCGGCAUGCGCAAGGCGGCUGGCGGCAUCCCCAAAAAGACCACCUUUGAGAAACUGGGCGCGUCGCAUGUUUGCUUAGCGAGCGCCCUGAGCUCCUGGUCGAACCAUGGGGAGAAUCACGUCGCGAGGCUGAAGCCGUCUCCUGGUGUUUUCCCAGGGUUGAAGAAGAUCGGGUCCUCUGAUUUUCCGCGCCCUAUGCGGGAGCUUGCCUUGAAAUGGACGAAGGAGAUUUCAGACCGAGAGACCGUUGGUUCUGGAUCGCCGGAUUUCGGAGAGCCUUUGCAAGGAAUCUUAGGGAACGAGAUCACUCGGCUCUGUUUCUUCUUGCCAUUCCUUGAGGCGGGCUGGAUGCCCCAAAUCGAGCCAAACUUUCAUAACCCAAAAGAAAGACCAAAUAUGACUGAGUCUUGUAGAGUCUGCGAUCCGAGGUCCGAGGGGCGACCUGCGGACUCCCUGCAAAUUGACCGCAUCGCGAUAGCCUAUGCCAUUGACGCUACAGCCAUCGAAGAUGUCAUGGAAAUUUUUGACCACCGGCUUGCCACAGUUCCACUGACCGGGGAGACUGUAAUGGUCCGCUUGAACAGCAGGGAGGUUGCAUGGAGGUCUAAAGUGAAUGUCAUCGCUUUACCGGACCUGAGGACCGCCGGCAAGUUGAAGCCGAAAGAAAUGUGCCAAGAUCCGGAGAAGCCCAAUGUUUGGGUGAACCGGAGCUUUUGGAACUUGCCCCGUUCGACAAGGAGAAUUCGGUCCAAACAGCAGAUUGGUGGAACUGACGUCGAUCUGGGCACCCCUAGAUUCAAGGAAAGCGGCGGGAGGAAUGUGGGAAGCGGGAAGCGUUCACGGAUCGUCUUCCGCCGUACGAUUUAUUUGCGGACCGGCAUGGCGGUGCGGGUGGCUGAGAGUCUAGACUGUUGCAGGUUUCUCCCGAGUGCUAGGAAGAUUCAUCUUUGCCCGGUCUGGAAGCCGUCUGUCCCUCGGAAAGGUGGGAAACCCCAACUCGGAGCUGGCAGUCCGAGCCGGACUGCCGAUGCUAUUCUCGAAAAGCGACCAAAGAUGGCACUUGCGGUUACCAGAUCCCGCUCGGUCGGGCGCCUGCAGAACACUCUCAUCACUCUAGCUCAUGGAGACAUCCGUCUUAUUCCGUCCCUCUCUGCGACUCAACUAAAUCGAAGCAAUGACGUCGGCGAUGGCAACCGGUCAGCCACGUUGCGCAAUUCAGCCGCAAAGUUUGGUCAGGAGUUCAGCCUGAGGAGGACUAUUUGGCUCUCUCGAUACGGAUACAUUUGUGAUGUCCUGGGCCCUCUCCACCUUUCAUUUAGCAUGUUCCAUCAUAGCAACGUUCGACUCGCGGAUGUAAUUGUUGAACGGGAAGUCUCGACCAAGAGGUCUUCGUUAACUGUUUGCAGUUACAGUCGAGGUAAGACAGGGCCCCCAUCCCAGGUCAUUAGCAGUGGCGGUGGUAUACAAUGUCCGAUUGACACCUUAGUUGGCGAUGCUGUGUGCGGGUUGGAUACCAAAUCGGCUGGAAGUAGUGGCGAUGCAUUGAGAGAAGGUCAUUGUCUUAGUCCAGGCGGGAAGACUGGACGAGGACAAGUAAUCCAGCCGCAAGCUUCGGCCGCUUCUCGAUCUAGCAUCUCUCAGAGACAUUUCGCCCUGGUUGCUCGCCCGUUCACGGAUUGUGACCGCUUCCCAGCCCUUCUCUAA
Messenger RNA from Colletotrichum lupini, 1707 nucleotides. RefSeq lists its product as uncharacterized. NCBI's taxonomy places the organism in Eukaryota, Fungi, Ascomycota, Sordariomycetes, Glomerellales, Glomerellaceae. The transcript has 16 exons. Bases 1 to 1707 code for a protein of 568 amino acids. The record is from RefSeq and is a predicted model, not a curated record.